Molecule: messenger RNA, 1440 nt
Organism: Ilyonectria robusta
Lineage: Eukaryota; Fungi; Ascomycota; Sordariomycetes; Hypocreales; Nectriaceae
Exons: 3
Coding region: 1-1347 (448 amino acids)
Source: RefSeq, a predicted model, not a curated record
AUGUGUUUCUUCCCGAGAUGGUGGGGUCGUGGUAGGGCGGUGAUCAGCCAUGGCCGUGAUCAAGAUGCGGUGGUCCGAGGCAGAUGGCAAGGUCGUCGACAUGACGGGUGCAAUCAGGUACUUCCGUUCACGCAAGGCUGGAACAAAUCGGCAACUGAGUUUGGCACUUUUAUCACGAAUGUUGACAGCGACGGGAGCGACGGGAACGCCCUGGACCAACGUGACCACGGUGGAAUUGGCGAGAGGGGUUGGCCAGAGAAUUGGGAUGCCUGGUGCAAGUUAAAAUCAGUUGGGCCGAGGGAUGGUGGGUUUGCACUUGAAAAGGCACCGGCGAGCGCAAGGCAGCGGGAUGGCAGCCAAUCAGGAGGACGGCAGAAGAAAAAAAAAGGGCUGUCGGGCGUUGGCGUCGUCGUCAGGGUCCCUUCGAGUCCCAUCAAGUCCCAAUCCGUUCUUGAGCAGCGAGUGACGCGCGGGCUCCACUUUGAGGCUGGUGAGUGGGUGUCAAGGUCGGCGUCGAGGCCGUCAAGCACCAGUCGAGCGACUCGCGCCGGUCAAGCCCCAGCUCAAGCCCCAGCACAAGCCCCAGUGGAGUGCGGAGUGGGCCCCCUCGAGGGAACAGGCCAGCCAGCAGGGGCCCCGGAAAUGGCGCUAGCAAAGCAAGAGGAAAUUAGGCGAGCGCAGCGAGGGAAACCGUUGGCCUGCUGGCAAAGCCGCGCCGCGUGUAUAAAAAUACAGCAUACACAUAUAGAAUGUCCGGCCUGCCCUCCACCCCGAUUUUCCCACCUGGCCACCGGGACCGCAGCAGCUCCAGCGACAGGAGCUCCAGCACCACCACAGCUCCAAACGCACCCAGCCGACCAGCCAGCCAACCAACCAACACCAAAUCAAUCAUCCCAGCGCCGGCUGCCACGGACCCGAAUCCCGCGCCUGUCCACUUUUUUUCCUUUUGCAUUUAUUUGUUCCCUAUCAUUUUCGAAGCCGUUCCCAACUCAGGCCCGGGCCCCAGCCAGCUCACUUACACUGCACCGCGCUGUACCGCUACACUGCUCCUCCCGUGCUGCAACUCCCGUGCUGCAACCACCCUGCACCUCAGGCAUCCCCAGCCGCCACGCCUCGCAAACUGGCCCCAAUCCACCCGCCCGUCAACUUCCGCAACCGGGCCAACCGGGGCGGAUCCAGCAAAUAACGUCACCACCCGAUACAAUAUCCAUCCGUUUCGUAUUUCGCCCGUUGGAUCGCAUUGAGUCGCGUUGGGUCGCAUUGAAUCGCCUCGCAUCGCCUCGCCUUCCUCGUCAUACAACUUCAUCACGCUUUCAAUCGCCCGUCGAUUCCGCCGCAUGCACCUAAGACGGUAACCCAUCUUGCUACUGCUGGACCUUCCGAACUGGGCCGGGGGCCUCACCAGUCAGUGCUUUUUUAGCCAAGGCGCACGACACCCUG